CCGGAUGUUUGGCGGCCUGAGGAUCCAGCUCAACUGAGGUGCCACCGGAGGUGUUCCUGUUUUUGCAUCAGGACCUUCCCGGAAAUUUUUAGCUGCAAAUUUGUUAACAGCUAAUUUUUGCAUUGUGUACCUAGGCUGCUUGCGUCAGAUUUUGCACUACUCUGGCUGUGAAAUUAUACACGGCACAGCUCGUUUGCAAGACUGAGAAGCUGGACUUAAGCCAAAGGUGCAUGGUCCGGUAGUGGGAAAGGUGAUGGAUUCUUAAGUGGAAGAGGUGGUGUGAGGGGCACCGCCCAUGCUGCCCUGCUUCCAGCUGCUGCGCAUAGGAGGCGGCAGGGGCGGUGAUCUCUACACCUUCCACCCUCCAACCGGGACUGGCUGCACCUAUCGGUUGGGCUGCAGGGCCGACCUGUGCGAUGUGGCCCUGCGGCCCCAGCAGGAGCCUGGCCUCAUCUCUGGGAUCCAUGCAGAGCUGCAUGCUGAGCGGAGAGGUGAUGACUGGAGGGUCAGCCUGGAGGACCAUAGCAGCCAAGGGACUUUGGUCAAUAAUGUCCGACUCCCAAGGGGCCACAGGCUGGAGUUGAGUGAUGGUGACCUCCUGACCUUUGGCCCUGAAGGACCCCCAGGAACCAGCUCCUCGGAGUUCUACUUCAUGUUCCAGCAAGUCCGGGUCAAACCUCAGGACUUUGCUGCCAUUACCAUCCCUCGGUCUAGGGGAGAAGUUGGGGCUGGGGCUGGUUUCCGGCCCAUGCUGCCCUCCCAGGGGGCCCCACAGAGGCCCCUCAGCACCCUGUCCCCAGCCCCAAAGGCCACACUGAUCCUCAACUCCAUUGGCAGCCUCAGCAAGUUCAGGCCCCAGCCCCUUACCUUCUCCCGGAGUGGGGGUGGGCCACAGAGCCUGCCUGUUUCCACUCCACCCGAGGAAGUGAGAACCCCACCUGCUCCACCCCCACGAAAUCGGAGGAAAUCAGCUCACAGAGUGUUGGCAGAACUGGAUGAUGAGAGUGUAGCUCCCGAGAGCCCCCCACCAGUACUUAUGGGGCCUAGGAAGAAACUCCGGGUGGAAAAAGCCCCACUGACACCCAGUGGGAGAGAAUGACUACAGGGAAAGUUCCGUGCUGUGGACAUGGAUUCAGGGCCUGGAGCCCUGACAGAAGAAAACUUCCUGCCAAAGACACGGGCCUUCAGCAAGUUACAGUGAGCUGAAAUUUUCUGCUGUUAUAAGUUGUAAAACCUUCUUGUCAUGGACACCGAGAGUAUCUGCGCUUAGAGCACCCAUCAGUUGCAGAAGCCAUACCUGUGAAGAUGUAAGGAAUUUUUCUGUUUCUUUUUUCCUUUUGUUGGGGAUCAAACCCAGAACCUUGAUCAUGCUAGGCAUGCUCCACCACUGAACUACAUCGUCAGCUCCCUUAAUGUUCUUGAAUGGU
Molecule: messenger RNA, 1427 nt
Organism: Castor canadensis (American beaver)
Lineage: Eukaryota; Metazoa; Chordata; Mammalia; Rodentia; Castoridae
Gene: Tcf19
Product: transcription factor 19
Biological process (GO): regulation of gene expression
Cellular component (GO): nucleus
Molecular function (GO): protein binding
Source: RefSeq, a predicted model, not a curated record